UUCCCUCCUUCCGCGCCCUCCCCUUCCUUUCCCUUUCCCUUCCCUGGUGAGGGCGGUUCACUUGCCUCUACCCCGCCUUCCCUCGCCUCCUUGGCUCUUUCCCGCGUUGCCAUUUGCUCGCGAGCAGCUGAAUUUCUUCCGGCGGGCUUCGGCUGGGUUCGUGAGAUUUGACGGCGGGGCUCGGCUAGGAAUCGACGCUGUCUCCGCUCGGGAGUCACCGGCGGAGCGGGGUGCACCGGGGGCGCCUGUUCUUGAAAAAAUGUCGGGAGAUAUACCAUUAAACAUCAAUAUCAAAGAGCCUCGCUGGGAUCAAAGCACAUUCGUUGGACGCGCUAACCACUUCUUCACUGUAACCGAUCCUAGGAAUAUAUUGUUAUCCAAUGAACAAUUAGAAAAAGCAAAACAAAUUGUGCACAAUUACAGACAAGGCAUUGUGGCCCCUGGGUUAACAGAAGAUGAACUCUGGAGAGGAAAAUAUAUCUACGAUUCAGCCUUCCAUCCAGAUACUGGUGAAAAGAUGGUUUUGAUUGGCCGUAUGUCUGCUCAGGUGCCUAUGAACAUGACAAUUACUGGCUUCAUGAUGACAUUUUAUAGAACAACUCCAGCCGUGGUUUUCUGGCAAUGGAUUAAUCAAUCCUUCAAUGCUAUUGUAAAUUAUACCAACAGGAGUGGAGAUGCUCCAAUUAAUGUCAGCCAGCUGGGAACAGCCUAUGUUUCUGCUACCACAGGUGCUGUUGCAACUGCUCUAGGACUUAAUGCACUCACAAAGCAUGUUUCACCACUUAUAGGACGUUUUGUUCCUUUUGCUGCUGUAGCUGCUGCAAACUGUAUUAAUAUUCCAUUAAUGAGGCAAAGGGAACUAAAGUAUGGCAUUCCCAUUACAGACGAAAAUGGGAAUAGACUGGGUGAAUCAUCCAAAGCUGCUCAACAGGCAAUUGUGCAAGUUGUGGUUUCAAGGAUCCUUAUGGCUGCUCCAGGAAUGGCCAUUCCCCCAUUCAUAAUGAAUACUUUGGAAAAGAAGGCAUUUUUAAAGAGGUUCCCAUGGAUGAGUGCCCCCAUUCAAGUAGGACUAGUGGGUUUCUGUUUGGUGUUCGCAACCCCUCUGUGCUGUGCAUUAUUUCCACAGAAAAGUUCCAUGUCUGUAACGCGUCUGGAGCCAGAAUUGCAAGCUAAGAUCAAAGAAAUGAGUCCUGAAUUGGAUCGAGUAUAUUUUAACAAAGGAUUAUGAUUUAUAGAAGGGUGAUUUCUCCUUAAAUUAUAUUAGAUGAACUUAUUUUAAUUGAGUCUACUUAGUUGAAACAAUGCAGUCCUGAUGCAUUCUUUCAAUUUUUGUAUAAUUUUGAACACUUGAAAUUAUUUAAGUAUCAUAAGAAAAUAUUCAUAAUUAUGGUUGAAAAUUCUGACAAUCGUCCAGUUCAGCUACAAAUAUUCAAAAUGGUUUACAUUAAGAAUUAUGUAACAGUCAAAAUUUUAAUUCCUUUGGAAAGUGUAACAACUUCAAGGAAAUCAGGCAGUGUUAUCUUAAAGUUACAACCUAUCUUAUUUUUCUCCUACUAAAAGAAAGUACCGUAUUUUCUGGUGUAUAAGAUGACGAUGUAUAAGACGAGCCCCGACUUCGGAGAAGAUUUGCAUGGUUAGAAAAUCAUCUCAUACGCCAGAAAAUACAGUAAAUAACAAGUCCAUUUUUGCUAUUACAUUUGUAAAUACAAUUCCUAUGACAAAUAUCUAUCAGGUUACUUUCUCAGAGUCCCAAAGAGUUACUUUGUGGUAUCUCCUUAAUAUAUGGAUCUUAGAUUUUCUUUUUUCACUUAUCUAAUGUUUGAAUGGGGGAGUAAUUAUUAUAGGUGAGAGUGAGAGAAUUUCAGUGCUGCAGAAAUUUGAAGUCAUUGCUUAUUUAUCAUUUGACUGCUGCACUUCUAACAUAAAACCUCUAUGAAAUUGCAUAACUCUGCUUGGAUAAAAUUCUAUUUAGAAUAUCCUCGGUUUGCUAAAAUAAAAUAAGAUCACUAAGCCAGGGGUUCCCAAACUUUCUUGGUUCACAGCAUCUUUAGUGUCUAAGUAAUUUUUUUCACAGUGCUUCUGGUAGUUCCCCAAUCUUGUACAGGUAAUCCUCAACUGGCAACCAUUCAUUAGGGACUGCUCGAAGUUACAACCACACUGAAAAAAGUGACUUAUGACUGUUUUUCACAUUCCUGACGUGAUUUUGUCAUGUGAUCAAAAUUCAGACACUUCGCAAUGGGUUCAUAUUUAUGGCUGCAGUGUCCCAGGGCCA
Crotalus tigris (Tiger rattlesnake) is the source of this 2272-nucleotide messenger RNA. It is a transcript of the gene SFXN1, whose product is annotated as sideroflexin 1. The coding region runs from base 260 to 1228 and encodes 322 amino acids. Lineage: Eukaryota; Metazoa; Chordata; Lepidosauria; Squamata; Viperidae. Gene Ontology annotation, cellular component: mitochondrial inner membrane. The transcript is spliced from 11 exons. Gene Ontology annotation, molecular function: monoatomic ion transmembrane transporter activity. Gene Ontology annotation, biological process: monoatomic ion transport; serine import into mitochondrion. The record is from RefSeq and is a predicted model, not a curated record.